Messenger RNA from Myiozetetes cayanensis, 1227 nucleotides. RefSeq names its product glycogen [starch] synthase, muscle-like. Gene Ontology annotation, molecular function: alpha-1,4-glucan glucosyltransferase (UDP-glucose donor) activity. Gene Ontology annotation, cellular component: cytoplasm. Lineage: Eukaryota; Metazoa; Chordata; Aves; Passeriformes; Tyrannidae. Gene Ontology annotation, biological process: glycogen biosynthetic process. The record is from RefSeq and is a predicted model, not a curated record.
AUGCCGCUGGCCCGCAGUGUGUCCGUGAGUUCCCUGCCGGGCUUGGAGGACUGGGGGUCCCGAGCCCUCGACAACGCCGUGCUCUUCGAGAUGGCCUGGGAGGUGGCCAAUAAAGUGGGGGGGAUCUACACGGUGCUGCAGACCAAGGCCCGGGUGACUGCGGACGAGUGGGGCGAGAGCUACGUCCUGGUGGGGCCCUACGUGGAGAGCUCGGUGCGCACCCAGGUGGAGCUGCUGGAGCCCCCCCAGCCCGCCCUGCGCCGCACCCUCGCCGCCAUGAACGCCCAGGGCUGCAAGGUGCACUUUGGGCGGUGGCUGAUCGAGGGCAGCCCGGCCGUGGUGCUGCUGGACGUGGGGGCCACGGCCUGGAGUUUGGAGCGCUGGAAGGGGGAGCUGUGGGAGAGCUGCGCCAUCGGCGUGCCCUGGUACGACCGCGAGGCCAACGACGCCGUCCUCUUCGGCUUCCUCGUCGCCUGGUUCCUCGGGGAGUUUGCAGCGCAGAGCGAGGAGAAGCCGUUCAUCGUGGGGCACUUCCACGAGUGGCUGGCGGGGCUGGGGCUGGUUCUGAGCCGCGCCCGCCGCCUGCCCGUAGCCACAAUCUUCACCACCCACGCCACCCUGCUGGGCAGGUACCUGUGUGCUGGGAGCGUGGACUUCUACAACAACCUGCACAGUUUUGACGUGGACAAGGAGGCGGGGGAGCGGCAGAUCUACCACCGGUACUGCCUGGAGCGCGCGGCCGCGCACUGCGCCCACGUGCUGACCACCGUGUCCCACGUCACAGCCGCUGAGGCUGAGCACCUGCUCAAGAGGAAGCCAGACCUGGACCCCAACGGGCUGAACGUUCGCAAGUUCUCGGCCAUGCACGAGUUCCAGAACCUGCACGCCCAGAGCAAGGCCCGGGUGCAGGAGUUCGUCAGGGGGCACUUCUACGGGCACCUGGAUUUCGACCUGGACAAGACCCUUUUCUUCUUCAUUGCCGGGCGCUACGAGUUCUCCAACAAGUGUCACCACAUCUUCCUGGAGGCCCUGGCCAGGCUCAACUACCUGCUCAGGGUGAACGGCAGCGAGGUGACGGUGGUGGCUUUUUUCAUCAUGCCCGCCAGGACCAACAACUUCAACGUGGAGUCGCUCAAGGGCCAGGCCGUCAGGAAACAGCUCUGGGACACGGCGAACGCUGUGAAGGAGAAAUUCGGGAAGAAGCUCUAUGAGUCUCUGCUGGUGUAA